Tachysurus vachellii is the source of this 5226-nucleotide messenger RNA. It is a transcript of the gene rasgrf2a, whose product is annotated as Ras protein-specific guanine nucleotide-releasing factor 2a. Gene Ontology annotation, biological process: Ras protein signal transduction; positive regulation of GTPase activity. The transcript has 28 exons. The record is from RefSeq and is a predicted model, not a curated record. NCBI's taxonomy places the organism in Eukaryota, Metazoa, Chordata, Actinopteri, Siluriformes, Bagridae. Gene Ontology annotation, cellular component: plasma membrane. Bases 325 to 4164 code for a protein of 1279 amino acids. Gene Ontology annotation, molecular function: protein binding; guanyl-nucleotide exchange factor activity.
CACUUCAGCUGAGGAAACAGAGCUGUGUCUCUUUAAGUUGCGACCAAAGCCGAUUAGUGUCGAUUCUGCUUUUAGCGUCUCUUCACGUGUCUUUCACACUUAUGUUAUUGUGUGCACAAGACCACCAAAAGCGUUUAACGAGAUCUGUGUGGCUCAUUUGGUCGCAGGGGAUUUACUGUUCUGAUUGUUGGUGCUUUUGUCACCGGAUCGGAAAUUACUGGAUUAUCUCUUUUCUUAAAUCUCUUCCACUUUGUUUACUUUUUUAAGGUCUGUCUCUUAUGGUCAUGGGCUCGUGCACAGCGGCGUGAGACGUCGAGGUGGAAAAUGCAGAAAAGUGUGCGCUAUAAUGAGGGGCACAUAUUUUAUCUCUCUGUGAUCGCGCGUAAAGAGGGAACGAAGCGGGGAUACUUGAGCAAGAAAGCAACUGAUAACAGUCGCUGGAACGAGAAAUACUUUGCUCUAUACCAAAACAUUUUGUUUUACUUUGAGAACGAGCAGAGCAGCAGGCCGACAGGGAUUUACUUACUGGAAGGAUGCAACUGCGAGCGCGUCUCUGCGCCCAAAGUGUCUACAGUCAGCAGAGACAAUUCAGAGAAGCAGCAGCACUAUUUCCUGGUCAUCUUCGGCCACGAUGGACAGAAACCUCUGGAGUUGCGGGCCGAAGAGGAUGCAGACUGCACUGAGUGGGUGGAAGCCAUUCAACAAGCCAGCUACUCUGACCUCAUCAUCGAGCGUGAGGUUCUCAUGCAAAAGUACAUCCACCUGGUGCAGAUCAUGGAGACGGAGAAGGUGGCUGCCAAUCAGCUCCGCACACAGCUCGAAGACCAGGACACGGAGAUCAAACGACUCACGACUGAGGUUCUAGCUCUAAACAAAUCAAAGGAGAGAAUGUUACCUUGUCAUUCCAUUCAAGAUGAGGAUGAGCCUGACAUAAAGAAAAUAAAGAAGAUACAAAGCUUCAUGCGUGGCUGGCUUUGCCGGAGAAAGUGGAAGAUCAUUGUUCAAGACUAUAUCUGCUCACCCCAUGCUGAAAGUAUGAGGAAAAGGAACCAGAUUGUCUUCAACAUGUUGGAGGCUGAGACUGAAUAUGUGCUCCAGCUGUCCAUCCUGGUUAACUGCUUUCUGAGGCCACUCAGGAUGGCUGCCAGUUCCAAAAAACCUCCGAUGGGCCAUGAUGAUGUUAGCAGCAUUUUCCUCAAUAGUGAAACUAUAAUGUUUCUUCAUGAGAUAUUUCACCAAGGCCUAAAAGCAAGAAUUGCCAACUGGCCAAGAUUAGUUUUAGCCGACCUCUUUGAUAUAUUGCUGCCGAUGUUAAACAUCUACCAAGAAUAUGUGCGGAAUCACCAGUACAGUCUUCAGGUUCUAGCGAACUGCAAGCAGAACCGUGAUUUUGAUAAGCUGCUCAAGCAGUACGAGGCCAAUGCUGCCUGCGAGGGUCGAAUGCUGGAGACCUUUCUGACCUACCCCAUGUUUCAGAUUCCUCGAUAUAUCAUCACUCUGCAUGAGCUGCUUGCCCAUACUCCCCAUGAGCAUGUAGAACGCAAGAGUCUGGAUUUUGCCAAAUCUAAACUAGAAGAGCUGUCCAAAAUGAUGCAUGAUGAAGUAAGUGACACAGAGAACAUCCGUAAGAAUCUUGCCAUUGAGCGCAUGAUUGUGGAAGGCUGCGAUAUCCUCUUAGACACCAGUCAGACCUUUGUACGACAAGGCUCUCUGAUCCAGCUGCCUUCAGUGGAAAGAGGCAAACUAAGCAAAGUGCGAUUGGGCACGCUGUCUCUGCGCAAAGAGGGUGAGCGCCAGUGUUUCCUCUUCACCAAACACCUUCUGAUCUGCAACCGCACCUCCAGCGGCAAGCUGCAUCUGCUCAAACAAGGAGGAACUCUGUCUCUUAUAGAAUGCACACUCAUUGAAGAGCUGGAUGCCAAUGAUGAAGACUACAGUUCUGCAGGCCAGGGCUUCAGUCAUUUAGAGUUUAAGCUGCUGGUCGAGCCAGCUGAUGGGCCAGCCUUCGCAGUAGUCUUGAUGGCACCGUCUCGCCAAGAGAAAGCUGCCUGGACCAGCGACAUCAGCCAGUGCAUCGAUAACAUUCGCUGCAAUGGCCUUAUGACCAGUGUUUUUGAAGAGAACUCCAAAGUCACUGUGCCUCACAUGCUCAAGUCAGAUACAAGGUUACACAACGAUGAUGUGGAUAUUUGCUUCAGCAAGACACUCAACUCAUGCAAGGUGCCACAGAUCCGCUAUGCCAGCGUUGACCGUCUUCUGGAGCGUCUCACUGACCUGCGCUUUCUUUCCAUCGACUUCCUCAACACGUUCCUGCACACAUACCGCAUCUUUACCACUGCGGCUGUGGUCAUGGACAAGUUGAACGACAUCUACAGGAGGCCAUUUACCUCCAUACCUGUCAGGAUUCAGCACCACUCAACUGACCGUUUGUCCAUCUCCUCCAUCAGUCCAGACUACAGCCUGAAGAUCACAAGGCUUGCCCUGGACCAGUCUAAGUCUCUAGAGCUCUUUUUUGCCACUAACCAAGGCCCGUGGGGCAAUGAUCUACAGAACAACAAGUCCCCCCGUCUGUCACGCAAGUUCUCUACACCUCCUCCUCUUUCAAUACCUUCAUGGACAUCUUCACCCAUGCAUUGCCGUAAACUGUCACUCAGCUCACCUGUAAGUGGUGUGAAAGCCAUGGCUCUGGAUCUCUCAGCCUCGUCCUUGACAGUCAGUAGUCCCACAUCCACCUACAACCCCAUGAUCUCUUCUCCACCCCCCAACUGUCCUAAGGUUCCACUGGACCUGAGCAAGGGCCCCAGUUCCCCAGAGCUAGGCCCCAGCACACCAGAGGAAGGUGGGGAACUCCCACGUACUGACACAACAUGCGGCAAGCUAAGGAGUGUUAGGCGGAAUUUCUUAGAGUCUUUGUCAUUUGACAAGUUCAUCCCAGAGACUCCUACCUCUGUUGAGUCAGGAGACUUAUCUCUGUGCAGCUUGUCCUCUACCCCUUCCUCCACCCCACGACACCCACGUUACAGACAGCCAGGAGGUCAGUCCAUGGAGAAUUUGCGCUGUAAGGUGUCUCCUGCCUCCACCAUUGCCAUUGCCACAGCAGCAGUUGGACAUAGUCAUAGUGGCCUUCAAGGUUUCACCAGCCCAGAGAAGUCAUACGACAAGGAGUUUCUUAUCCGCCGGGCCGCCACAAACAGGGUUCUCAAUGUCCUGCGACACUGGGUAUCCAAGCAUUCGCAGGACUUUGAUAUGAACAGGGAACUGAAGGCUGGAGUGAUCACUCUGCUAGAGGAAGUGCUAAGGGAUCCUGAUCUGCUACCUCAGGAAAGAAAAGCCAUAACCAACAUACUAAGUGCCAUUUCUCAAGAAGAACCAGAUGACACGCAGCUUAAAAUCAAAGAUAUCCUCUAUAUGGCUGAAUACUCCAAAAUGGAGUGUUUUGAGUCUCUGUCUGCCAUGGAGCUGGCUGAGCAGAUCACCUUACUGGACCAUAUUGUGUUCAGAAGUAUUCCCUAUGAGGAAUUUCUUGGCCAAGGAUGGAUGAAAGUGGACAAAAAUGAAAGAACUCCAUACAUCAUGAAGACUAGUCAGCAUUUCAAUGAUAUGAGUAAUCUAGUGGCAUCUGAGAUCAUGUCUCACACAGAGGUGAGCUCCCGUGCCAACUCAAUCGAGAAAUGGUUGGCAGUAGCCGAUAUCUGUCGCUGCCUCAACAACUACAACGGCGUGCUGGAGAUCACAUCUGCUCUCAAUCGCAGUGCCAUAUACAGGCUGAAAAAGACCUGGGCUAAAGUCUGCAAGCAGACCAAAGCAGUAAUGGACAGGUUGCAGAAAACAGUGUCUUCUGAAGGGAGAUUUAAAAACCUAAGAGAAACCCUAAAAAACUGCAAUCCUCCAUGUGUACCAUAUCUGGGCAUGUACCUAACAGACUUGGCAUUUAUUGAAGAAGGUACACCAAAUUUCACAGAAGAGGGGCUGGUCAAUUUCUCUAAAAUGAGAAUGAUUUCUCUCAUCAUAAGAGAGAUUCGACAAUUUCAGCAAGCCUCCUACAGGAUAGAUCAUCAACCCAAGGUGACACAGUUCCUACUUGACAAAUCGCUCGUUAUGGAUGAUGACACUCUGUACGAUCUGUCUCUAAGGCUUGAACCAAGACUCGCUUCUGCCAACUAAAGACACGUCUCAGCAUGUCUGCUAGGUCACGAUGGAACACAGCAUAUGGACAAUACUUCCGACUUUGGCAGCAGAUCAGUGAAUGCUUAAGUGAAUGUGGAAAUGAUGACAAAGCCUAAUCUUCUCUAAAUUUUUUUUUUUAGGAAGUCAGCACACGUUUUUUAUACAGUUCAGGCCAAAAGUUUAAUACGUCUAGGCUUAGGAUCUCUUAGUCAAUUAAGGCAUCUACUUUAUUUAUAUUAGAGCUUAAUGUAUAACAUUUGAUUAGAUAGCAGAUCAAUAAAUUCAGUGUCUUUUUAUACAGUAUGGAACAUUCCAGAAACUGAUUUAAGGACUGUGAGAGCAGCUGUAUACUAUAGCGUGAGAAAAUCCGUGCAACUCUGCCAAGUCCACAAAAAAAAACAACAUAAUUUUACACCACCACAAUCUGAUUCUUCUUUACUCCUGUAGAUACACUAUAUGGCCAAAGGUUUAUGUACACCGGAAUAUCACACCCCUAUAUCACACCCCUGAUUGCACAAGAGGCUUUCCCUAUUGACAUUAGUGUAUUAUAGAGGAAUGAGGCACAGAUGAACUAUCAGGCAUAAACAAACUAUCAGUGCUGGUGGAGGAGUUUAUAGCAUUAGUGUAGGUAAAUCUACAUUACAUUACUGUACAAGGAAGAAAAUGUCUACCCCAAGACUGUCAUUAAAAAGCUACACUGAAGUUUUGUAGGUGAUACUGAGAAAAUCUGAUUACUGUAAGUAACGGUUGUAACAAAUCUGUCUGUGCUAUGACCUCUUAUGGAUAUAAAGUAAAGAUAUACACAAAUUGCCCUAACACAGGAAAUGUAUAGUAACGUGAAAUGUAUAAAGUUUGAACGCUUUAUCCUAGGUGUAUGUAACCUUUUGGCUUCUACUACACAUAGAUAAAUCAAUGUUAUAAUACUGUUCUUAUCUUUCUUAUGAGGUGACAUUUAUCUGAAAUUGUAAAAUGUUAGAUUUAGAAUAUUUUUUAUUCGAAUACUCAGGUCAUACUGUGCCUUUUUUAUCUGAAUUCAAAAUAUCUGUAUAAUUCCAGAAA